GUACAAAUACCUAUGGACAACAAGAUAAUAAGCAUAAAACGCAGAUAUUGUAACAUGUAUACAUACUUGAGGUGCUCCAAAGAGUGUGGAUUCUUGGGCUUCCAGAGCCCUCCUCCAAACCAGCUUCGGCUUCGAAACAUUUUUUAAUUAUAUUGCGAUCGCAUUUGGGUGGUGGCCUGCGAUAAAUUCAUUUUUCGCUAUCUUUUAUCGCUAAGGAAGAGUAUCAAUCUUUGUUAAUACGAUUAGGAUCAUAGGGGUUUUUUCAUGCGAAUCCUUGCGCAUUGAAAUCUUCGUAAACGUCGAAACAAUUAUCAAAAUAGAGCCAAAAGUCAACACAUUGUUCAGGUUAGACUUCUUGUUUUCGCAUUGAGCAUUCUUAUCAUUGUUUUAAUAACUAAUUACUCUGUUACUUGCAAAUUUACACUUACUUUUCUUAUACAUUUUUUUCUCGUACCAUAAACAGUUUUUCGAGGUAAUGUUAGAUCACACACGUAGAAUUUUGCGCGACGCAAAACGUAGCCCAGCCUCCAUUACUGAACGGACUAUGGAAUCACAUGUUAGGUUACUUCGUUGUCAGUUGCCGUUAUUAUUUCUAUAGAUUUCGUGUACGAAAGUGCGUUAAAUAUGAAUCAAAGUGUAUUUCCCUUUUUGCGAAUCAAAAUUUAUUUAGAUUGUACCUACCAAUACGUAUGAAACAAAGUUGUCAAAGAACGAUGAAAACACGUCGAUACUAGAGCAGAUGAGUUUAUUGACAAUUAACAACAUACGUGCCAGAAUAUCUAUAAUUAAGAAAUUUCAAAUGAAUCAUUAAUCAUGAGAGUGCUAGAAUUAUAUAGUGGUAUCGGGGGAAUGCAUUACGCGUUUCAAGAAAGUGGUGUUAAUGGGGACUGUGUUACAGCAAUUGAUAUAAACACUGUUGCAAACGAUGUGUACAAACACAAUUUUCCACAUGUUUGUCUCAUGAAUCGCAAUAUUCAGUCAAUUACUGCAGAUGAAAUAAAUAGUCUGCAUAUAGACACUAUAUUAAUGAGUCCUCCUUGUCAACCAUAUACAAGGAUAGGCCUCCAAAAAGAUGUAUCCGAUAAUAGGUCUUCUUCAUUACUCUAUGUACUUGAACUCAUACCAAAAAUAAAAACAUUAAAAUAUAUCUUGCUAGAGAAUGUAAAGGGAUUUGAGAAGUCUGAAAUGAGAAAUGCAGUAGUAAAAUGUCUGAAUAAUUCCGAGUUUUAUUACAGAGAACUGAUUUUAAGCCCUUGUCAGCUUGGUAUUCCAAAUAGUAGACACAGAUAUUACCUGUUAGCCAAGAAAAAGAAUCUCAAAUUUUGUUUUGAUAAUGCUACAUUAAAUUUUGAUCUACCAGAGAAUAUUUUAAAAACUUUAACAAGGAGGAAGCAUAAAUUCUUAGGAGAAAGAUGUAUUCAAGAUAUGGAGAGUAAUAAGGAUUGUUACGUGUUAGAUAAAAUUUUAGAAAAUGUUGAGGAUGUACAGUACCUGGUACCAAGUAAAUUAUUACAAAAGAGAGCUUGGGUGUUAGAUUUAAGAACCUCUGAAAGUAGUGGUUCCUGCUGUUUUACAAAAGCUUAUGGCCAUUAUGCAGAAGGUACAGGAUCUGUGUAUUGUCCAUACUCGGAAGAAGUGAUUAAAGAAGCAUAUUUAGCAGCGAGUAAAUACGGUCGCGAAACGUUAGAAGCAUUAGAGAUACUAGAAAAAUUGAAGUUGAGAUAUUUUACACCUAGGGAAAUCUGCAGACUAAUGUGUUUCCCAGAAGAUUUUACAUUUCCUGAUCACAUCACAAAAAAACAAAAAUACAGACUACUAGGUAAUUCAAUUAAUACAUAUGUAGUUAGCAGAUUAAUAUUCUUAUUGCAUACUGAAAAGCAAUUUGUAUAAAUCUAUACUACAGAAGUACAAUAUUUUUCUAUAAAUAUAGAAAAUACUGGUGAGAAAAUGACAGAUUCAAUUACAUAUUCUAUGUAAAAACA
Megalopta genalis is the source of this 1982-nucleotide messenger RNA. The record is from RefSeq and is a predicted model, not a curated record. Lineage: Eukaryota; Metazoa; Arthropoda; Insecta; Hymenoptera; Halictidae.